GACAAACAGCAAUGAUGUCAUCGAGGAUUCCGGCGAUGUUAUCAUAUCAACGUCUCCAGAGCUGGAAUUGCUCCAACUUGCUGGAUUCCACUAUAUUAAAUGGACUGCGUUCCUCGAUGAACCAUUGAAAUUACCCGCAACGAUUUAAUUUUUUGUUUUUUUUUCUUUACCAACAUAUAAUUACAGCAUAAUGGAUGUUUUUUACGCCUAUACCUACACAACAGCAGGAUGGCUCUCCGUCCAGAGCGCAGCUCUAACAGUAGCACCGCAGAUAAUCAUGACCGCAUUGCUGGAUGAAACCCGAACUCCAACUCCACUAGAAAUCUACUUCGCCCGCACCCUCGGCUUUUCCCUCCUCACCCUCGCCGCCCUAGUCAUUAUGCUAACCGGCUCCAUCCCCCUAUCGACCACAGUCACCGAAGCCGUGACAACCGAUGAUUCAGACCCUAAAGCACCAUACGCCGUCCCUACGCUGAUGACGUCUACAAUCUUCCAGGGAGUUUGUGCGUUCUAUGCGUACACUUGGUAUACUUUUAACGGACAGGCCGCAUUUGCGGUGGGGGUGCUUGGGUAUACGAUUGCGGCUAGUAUUGGGCUUUGGUGUCUUCUUUUUGCGAGCAGUCAUGGGAAGAUUAGUCGGAAGACUGGGGCUGAUAAGAGGACGACGGGGUUUCCGUUCUCGAAUAGUGAGGCGGAAAAGAAGCAUGCUGGCAAGAAAUUGUGAAUGGGCUUGGGUUGAUGUGGUCGAGGAGUGACCUUGAUAUCUUAAAUGAAGUCCUAGAACUCUCGGACUAGUCCGGUCAUUACAGAGUGAAUUGUCAUAUAGCAUGUAUACUAUGCGAUAUUUCUAAAAUCAAUUUGACAAAGUGUAAAACCGAUAUCAGUUGAUAUGUGAAUUCAAUUAC
This is a messenger RNA of Aspergillus ruber CBS 135680, 905 nucleotides long. RefSeq lists its product as uncharacterized. Bases 191 to 724 code for a protein of 177 amino acids. Lineage: Eukaryota; Fungi; Ascomycota; Eurotiomycetes; Eurotiales; Aspergillaceae. The record is from RefSeq and is a predicted model, not a curated record. The transcript is spliced from 3 exons.